CCGGAGCAGACGACCGGUCCGCUGGAUCUGCUCGAGGAUGCUGCGCGAACGCGGCGCCAUCGGUGCAAUGCUCCACUUUGCCAGAGACCCCUCGCCCAUUGACCGAAGCCACCAAACGAGAGUCAGCGGCGGGCCAGCGUCCAGCACCUUCCCAGUGCAUCGGCUCCAACUCUCCAAUAUGUAACCUGCUGGCUUCCGCGCGUCGCGUCGAAAUCUCCCACACCUCCUCCCCGCGCACUCACACGACAGCAUCAUGGCGUCUUCAUCCUCUCAGAAGCCUUUCGAGGGCAUCGGCUUGCACCAGCAGGAUAGCGCCGUACAUCUAGGGGACGACGCGCCUUCCUCGUACCCACAACAACACGCCCCUGUACACCACGCAACGCCACAAGACUCCGAAGCUUCCCCCGUAGACGACGAUGAUGGUCUUGGCUUCUCGUCCGACUCAGCCUUCGACAGCGGCAGCCUCCUUGGCGACGAGACCGAUUCGCUAGCCUCGUCUAUCCUCCACCACCGCAUGGAAAAUGGCAGGCAGUACCACGCAUACCGCGACGGCGCAUACUGGGGACCGAAUGAUGAGCUGGCCAAGGAAAUACUGGAUUUCGCGCACCACAUGUACCUCCUGACGCUCGACCAGAAGCUGCAUCUCGCGCCGCUGGUAAACCCACAGACGAUAUUAGAUUGCGGCACAGGAACCGGUAUAUGGGCCAUUGACAUGGCCGACCAAUACCCCUCCGCAACCGUAACAGGAACCGACCUUUCCCCCAUCCAACCCGAAUGGGUCCCCCCAAACUGCCACUUCGAAAUCGACGACGUCUCGCUCGAAUGGACUUUCCCACCCAACCACUUCGACUUCAUCCACAUCCGCGAACUCUUCGGCUGCAUCCCCGAUUGGGAUUUCUUCUUCCAGCAAGCCUACAAGCACACCAAACCGGGUGGCUGGAUAGAAAUAGUAGAGCAUUCCGUGUGUCCUACAUCUGACGACGGAAGCAUGGGGCCAGACCACUUCUACCAUACCUGGGGGAAAGUAGUCGUGGAGAUGGGCGAUCGAUUUGGCAAGACUUUUACGAUUUGGGAGGAGAGUGCCGAGAGGAUACGACGAGCGGGGUUUGUGGAUGUGACGGUUAUGGAGUAUAAGUGGCCGAUGAAUGGGUGGCCGACGGAUAAGAAGUUGAAGAAUAUUGGGAGGUGGAAUCAGUUGCGGUUGAUGGAUGGGGUGGAGGGGUUUAUGUUGAGAUUGCUGACGCAGGUUGGCGGGUGGUCCGUCGCACGAGCUCAAUUGCAUCUAGCGCAGAUGCGCAAGGAGUUGAAAAGCUACCGGACGCACGCGUACUUGCCCGGAACGGUCGUUUACGCUCGGAAGCCCAUGAAGUGAAAGAUGGGCAUGUUGCAUCGACCUCACACACUCCGAGAUACGGCUCCACGCUCGGGCUCAACUCUUCCCAGUAUCUAGAGACGAACCGGCUUGACUGCGAUUGCAACGACUCUGGCGAGUAGCCUUGGAACCAGCGCGUAUCUCUACCCAUCACACAUAUGCAACAGCAUGAUGGAAUGUCAUGAAGGAAGCAUGUCAUUGGAUAUCGGAUCUACACAGAUCAUGAAUCUUUUUGAGGAGAAGAGGAACCGGCUCCAGUUUCGGACGUGAAUACCCGAAUUUCCGCAGCCUUAUCCAGCUUCCAACAUAGUGGUCAGAAUUGCCAUCAUGGCUCAUCGACACACGACGACCGUUCAC
This is a messenger RNA of Alternaria rosae, 1729 nucleotides long. Its product is annotated as S-adenosyl-L-methionine-dependent methyltransferase. NCBI's taxonomy places the organism in Eukaryota, Fungi, Ascomycota, Dothideomycetes, Pleosporales, Pleosporaceae. The record is from RefSeq and is a predicted model, not a curated record. Gene Ontology annotation, molecular function: methyltransferase activity. The transcript has 3 exons. Bases 254 to 1372 code for a protein of 372 amino acids.